Molecule: messenger RNA, 612 nt
Organism: Glarea lozoyensis ATCC 20868
Lineage: Eukaryota; Fungi; Ascomycota; Leotiomycetes; Helotiales; Helotiaceae
Exons: 2
Coding region: 1-612 (203 amino acids)
Source: RefSeq, a predicted model, not a curated record
AUGGAGACGAGCACCUCCCGGUUGAGGAAGGCGUUUCGGUAUCAGAACGACUCCGGGGAUUCAGACGAAGAAGGUGAAGAAGCUAUGGAUGAAGAAGAACAAGAAUCACUGAUCCGUAAUCUACGGACUCAAAACGAUACAUGGAAUAAGACUUAUACUAAGAUUCUUCUCGCUCUCCCUUUAGUUUCUAUAAUCCCAUAUAUUCUGGCGCUCUUCAGCGAUACCUCAAAGCGACCACCUCUCCUCUCUCUUCUAAGCAUAACCUCGCUGCUCUCGACCGCAUAUCUGGUGUACAUAUUUCCGCCAGAGACAACAGGCUUGUCGUUCGUGGAUAAACAAUCCAAAGUUGUGAGAAGUAGACAGGAACGGUUGGCUCAAGGAGAAGAUGGCCCAAUCCGAAGAUAUCUUCCUAUUUUGAAUGUUGCAUUAUGUGUCGCGAUCUUGGGGCUAGGCAGAUUGGUUAGCGACAAAGGCGACGGAGGAGAGUGGAUAAUAUUGAGUGGCUUGCCGGCAGGAGCUUCAGUGGUUGUGCUUUUGGGGAAAUGGGUAAUGGGAAGUGUGGAUCCGGAGAGGGAGUUGGCGGAGUUGAAGUAUGAGCUCAAAGGGGCUUAA